GGCUACCCCACCCCGCAGUGGCUAGGUCAGCUGUAUCAGCCCUGCCCUCCAACUCCAGAACACCACCUGCCUGACCUAAACCGCGUCAUGUUGCUGCCCCUCCUGGGCGCCUGUGCUGUCGUGGGCCCGUUCUGGGGUCCCGAGUGGGAGCCAGUGCGGGGCCUGCUCUCUGAAGAUCGCAGCUGCAGGGACCCUCGGUGCUGUGGUAACCUGCUUGUCCUCUGCCUCUUUCUGAUCUGGCAGGUCCGGCACUACUGGCAUCAGGUCACCAGGACCCACCACAGCGUGAGGAAGUUCCUCAAGGUGCCACCACAGAAGUGGGCAGUGCCCUCCAUGAGACAUGACACUUGUUUCAGGCUGGCCCCUAAAUUCUUUCUCAGUCCUGGCAAGUUCAGGGGCUUGGAUGCUCAUGCCCGACAAUGGGCCCAAAGUAAGAGCAGGGAAUACUGGAGGAGCCUCGAGGAAUCAUGGACCCAACAUCUGCUCUCUUGUCAGCGCCCAUGUCAAGGUGUACUGUGGGAUGCCUACACCUCUUCUGAUCGUAUCUUUUGCACCACCUCCUUUUCCAGCACCAGUAUGCUACCUCGGGACAGUUCUUGGGAAGUAUGGCAGGUACCCUGGUGUUGUAGUGAUGAUCAGACUGACCUCAUUUGUAGGCCACGGCCCCCUGCCUUGGACAGGUGCCAAAGGAUGGAGCAGCUGUUGGUCCAUCCCCAGGAAGAACUGGCACCACUGGAGUAUAUUGUCAACAUGAGAUGCCACCCCACCUCCAUGACCCCUGUCCCAAACCUCCCUUCAGCUCAGAGCUUGCCGUUCUGUUCCAGAGAGUUCCUAGCAGUUCCUUCCAACCAACAAGUGGGAAUGCCCACUUGGAAAUCCUGGGGCUGCCCACAUGAGGUCUGCGCACCAGGAACGGAAAACCUGACAUUAAGUAGAGAGGCCAGUAGAGAGACCCAGGCUCCAGGGUGCGCAAACCAGAAAGAGAGCAGAGGGGAUAAUGCUUGGGAAAUUCAGGCACCUGGAAGGCAACUGCCAAUAAACUUUGGGAUGGAGGACAUGGCAGAGAGUAAGGUCCUGGACUGGGGCAGCCAGAGACUAGUAAUAAGUAAGGCUGUUGGAGAGAUCUUGACACCAUGGUGGGAGAACCAGGACCAGGUGCAAGUUGAAAGUAGGGUUGAAAUUCAAGAACUAUGGAAGAGAAGUCCGGGGGAGACUGGAGGUGAGAAUCUUCCUGAAACCCAGGUGUGUAGAGGAGAGAAAGUAGAACAGUUAAGAUGUAAAAUUGAUGCAGAGACCCAAACACCAAUGUGGGAAACUCAGGAUAGGAAAAGGGAUAAGGAUGCUAUAGAGACCCAGUCUUUUGAGAACAAGAAGGAGGCCAGAGGAGAGGAUGAAGAAAAGAAUGAGGCCCAAGUGUUGAGGAAGCAAGGCCAAACUGGAAGUGAGGAUGGUGAGGAUACCCAGCUCCCAGGGUGGGGAAAACAAGACCAGAUUACAGGUGAUACUAGUACAGAAAUUCAGGCAGAAGAGAGGAGAAAAGAAGACCAGGGUGGAGGUGAGAAUGCUGUGCAAAUCCAGAUAUCUGGGAAGGAGAACUUGGGAGAAGUGAAAAAUGAGGAUGGCAUAAAGACCCAGGCCCUGGGGUGGGGAAAGCAGGAAUGGGUUCAAAAUGAGAAUGUUACAGAGAUCCAGACACCAGGGUGGGAGAAGCGGGAUCAAGAUGGAAGUGAGAAAGCUGGGAAGAUCCAAGUAUGUAGGGCAGAGAUCCAGAAACAACUAAGACAUGAACUUCAAGUGGGGUGGAGUAAUCAAGGCAUAAAAAGAGGUGACGAUGCUGGGGAAAGUCAGAUAUCUAGAAGGAACAACCUCAGGGAGAUAAGAGAGGAGGAUUGGGUGGUGAUCCGGGCACAAUGUUGGGGAGACCAGAAACCAGUAGCAAGUGAAACUGACAGAGAAUUUAAGACACCAUGUUGGGGGAGUGAGGACCAGAUUGGAGGUGAGCAUAGAGCAGAAAUCCAGGCACUGGAGAAGAGAGACCAGGGAAAGGACAGAGAUGAUGAUACAAACACCCUGGCCCCAGAGGCAGAGAACCAGAGACAAAUAAGAGGUGUAACUUGGGCAGAGACUCAUCCAUCAGGGAUGAGGAACCAGGAGCAGUUUGGAGAUGAGACUAGAACAGAUAUCCAGGCAACGGGGAAGAAAAACCUGGGAGAGGUUAAAGGUGAAGAUAGUAAGGAGACUCAGGAACUUAGGGAAGAAAACCAGUACCAGUUAAACAGUGAAAUUAAUGGAAAUAUUCACAUACCAAAGUGGAAGAAUCAGGAACAUAUUAGAAGCAAGGAUGGUAAAAAUACCCAGGCAUCUGAGGCAGAGAACUGGGGAGAAUUAGCAAGUAAAAUUGAUGUGGAAACUAAUUCAGCACAAUGGAAGAAAGAGGAGCAGGUUGGAGGUGAGAAUGGUGCAGAAAUUCAAGCUCCAGAAAAGAGAAACCAGAGAGAAGCUGGAGGUGAGGAUGGUAUAGAGACCUGGACACCUGGAGAAGAGAACCAGAGUCAGUUAAGAGAUGACACUGAUGAAAAGACUCAUUUGUCAGACAGGAAGAACCACCAGCAGAUGGGAGGUGAGAAUGAAACAGAAAUUCAGACACCAGAGAAGACAGACCAGAGAGAACCUGGAGGUGAGGAUGAUGUAGAAACCCAGAGACUUGAGAGAGAGAAUGAAGGACAAUUAGAUGGUGAAACUGGAUUGAGCCACCCACCAGGGGGAAGGAACUGGGAGCAGACUAGAGGAAUGGACAACCCAGAAGAUCCAACAAUGGAGAAGAAAAGCCAGAGAGAGGUUGGAAGCAAGAGUGGUAGAAAUAUUCAGAGACUUGGGGGAGGGAAGCAGACACUGUUAAAAAGCAAGGUUAAUGAAAACUCAUGCCCACCAGAGUGGAAAAACCAGGAGCAGACUGGAGGUGAGAAUGGUGCAGAAAUUCAAAUACAAGGGAAGAGUAACCUGAGAGGGAUCACAGGUGAUGAUGGUAAAGAGACCCAGGCUCAUGGUGGAGAAUAUCAGGGAGAGUUAAGAAGUGAAACCGAUGAGGAGAUCCAGAUACAAGGGCAAGGAAACCAGAGCAAGUGUGAAGAGGAUGCUGCAGAAAUCGGGGAUGUAGGAAGCCAGAGAAAGUGCAGAGCUGAGGAUGCUGGAAGUCUUCGAGUGCCAAGGCAAGGAAACAAAGGCCAGGUCAGAGGAAAGGAUGCUGCUGAAUGCCCUCUCCGAGUUGACUGUUUUGGGGGUGAAGGGCCCCCAGCCCUCACUGGUUCUGACUAUGGGGCCAUGGAUCAGGAACAGGCUAUGACUGCUGCUCCCCAUCCUGAGAUGAAGGCUCUCCCCGACCAGAGCGAACUCUUUCUGCUUGCCAGUGGAGAGGGGGAGCAUUUGGCUGGCCAGAGCACGGCCACUACUGCGAAGCCCAGAGUCGAUGUCGUCCCAGCUUCCCGGCAAGCCAGACCUAAACCCCAGAGAAGCCGACAGAGGGACAGAAGAGUGGAUCCAGGGAAGACCAAUGACCGGACUGGACAGCUCCGGAACCCACACUCUUUGGCUGCUCCCCUGAGCUUGCCCUCUGCCUGCCCCUCUGUCUCAUGUGGCCACGCCCCGCCAGCCGCCACAGCUCCAUUGGGUGGUCCCACUGCCCUCACUGUCCUGCCCAAGUGGCCAGUCCUCAAGAAGAGUCAGCGACAGCUCCUGGAGUCCCUUAUGCGGCGGAAGAUCGCCCACCUGAAGUGGGGCCUCCCGCAGCGGAUCCUAGAGUCCUACUUGCACUUUAAUGUCUUAGGACCACGCCCACUGCCUCUUGCUGGGCAGAGGCUCCCUGGGUUGCACAUGGCCUGUGAGUUGCAGGGGCAGCAGGAAAGUGAGGCCCAGGGCUCCAGGCCAGGCCUUAAGUCCCAGAAGGUUCGGCCCCCCGAAGGGAAAAGCUCAAAACCUGCUACACAGGCCAGAGCCCUGGAGAAGCCUAGACCGUGUGGGUCGGAGCCAAUAGGUGGUUCUAUCCCUCCUGUAAAGCCCAAGAGAGUUAGGCCACCAGGGGGCGCUAGAGAAUCGCAGGAUGUCCAGAAAGCGGCUCCUCCCAGGGUGGAGCUCACGGCUUCCAGAAACCGCAGGCCUGCUGCAGAAUCUAGCAGCUGGUGUGGCCAAGAAAGGGUCCAAGAAACUUCCAGUGAAAACAGCAGGGGGAGGAAGAUGGUCAGGCUGGGGAUCUCGCGGAUGGCAGAGAGGGCUUCCCGCAGAGUGAGGAUCUCAUACCCCAGGGCAGGCUAUGACCACUGGAGAAGGGAACACUCAUCUCAGAAGCCCCUCAGAGUCCAGGGUCAGCAGCUCUCACAGAGAAGAGGGAGCCUGGGACCUGAGGAACGCAGAGGGGCUGGGCAGCAGCCUUCCUCCUGUUCCACAGACACCUUCAGCUUCAAGAGGAGUCUCCACUCUGCUGCGGCAAGGCUGAGCAUGACCUUUUUGAACAAGAGCUCCCGGUCCCCACACUUGGCCAAGGCCCAGCACUCAGCCCCCAACCUGAGUGUGAGGGAUCCUGGUCCUACCCUGCUCCCCAGAGUGGGUGACCCACAUGCCAGGGAGGGCAACAUCAGAGUUCACACUCCUCUGAAGAGGGACCUUCAGCCACCAGGUCACUGCGGUGCUGGGGCUCCUCUUCUCAAGACAGAAGAACUGGAGGAAAUUGAGAACCCACAUGGGGCCCUAUGGAAUCCACCAGCCCCCAGAAAGUCUGGUUUCAUGAAAUAUUUGAGGGAUUUUCUGCUCCAGCAUGGCUUUAGGAAGUAGGCUGAGGGCACAGAGUCUUCAAAACACAUCCAGAGAAGGCAUGAGAGUGGCCUACUAACCCCUAAAGGGGAUGAUAAAAUAACCUCUAAUAAAAUUGGUUAUUUAAUCCC
Molecule: messenger RNA, 4934 nt
Organism: Odocoileus virginianus texanus
Lineage: Eukaryota; Metazoa; Chordata; Mammalia; Artiodactyla; Cervidae
Source: RefSeq, a predicted model, not a curated record